CACUUCACUUCAGAGAAAGAACAUCUGAACUGAGAUGGCAGCAAAGGAGAAGUGCCAAGAUCCAGCUCAGCCUGUGGCAGUGCAGUGGGGACAGGCAGAGCAGGAGCUCUCCCUCAUGUGGGGGCUCAGGCAAGAAGAGCCCCAUUAGCCCCCAGCCAUCAGCUGGGGACUCUGUACCUUGGAUAUGUUUGUGGAGGGGGAAUUAAGAAGAUCCUUCGAUGUUUUGCUGGUCCAGAGGACCUGCACACCAAGGGUGAAGGGGCCAAGCUGUCCCAGCAGCUCAUCUGCCUCGAGCUCUCCUGCCACCAAAAGGGUUUGGCUGCCCCCAGUCCCAUCCUCUCCACAGAUCUCUCUCCUGUCAGGAAUCUCUGACUCCUCACACAUUGCCAGCUCUUUGAGAAGUUACUUAGGGCCCCUGACAAGCCAAGUUUCUCCAUCCUCUGAUCUUUCAGGAGCAUUCCACCAGUUCUGUCCCGAGCAGACACAUGAGCUGGAGGCUCACCCUGAACAAGAGCAAAGCUCAGAGGGGUGAUGUGCCAGGAUCACCCUGACCCUUUGGAUUCCAGUGCUUUGUGGGCAUCAGCCCAGAGCGUUUGGGAGUGAGCUCUUCGUGCUGAAGGUGCAGCCCUGCUCCCCUCUGAGCGCUCAUGGCCCAGCCUUCCUGCUGAUUUCCUCUCCUUCAAUCUCAGGGUCAUCUGCUGAACUUAUCAGUGUGAGUUUCUUUCCACGAGAGAAAAGGUCAAAACCCUGGCUGGAAGGGUGAAGGUGGAGGAUGGAGCCCUCAGAUUUUGGUAGAAGCCUCACUUAUUUUGCACAAGGAGCUGUCCCCACUACCUGCUCGAUGCUGAGCCUCAGACAAAGAUCUGGACAGCACUGCUGAACCUCCCUGGGGCAGCAAGAGCCUCCCACAAGCCAUGACAGUUCUGCUCUCAGAACCUUCUGCCUCCUGCAAAGGUGAGAAGCAGCAGCUUUUUGCCUCCUUCCCUGUGUGGAGACAGAGAAUGGGAAGAUCCCGAGCCAUCUCUAGAGGAUGCUUGUGCUGCAGGGCUGGCAGACGGGGCUCUGACUCUCACCUCCACGCUGAGCAGGGCUGCUGGGCUCAGCCCUCAAACAGAGGAUCUGCUCUGCCCCAAGCCCUACCUGACCCCCUCCUCCAUCGAGCAUCCCUUGACUGCUGACCCAGGCUCAGAAGAUGGAUGCUCCAGUGCUGAGCUGGCUGGUGAAUCGCUCCCUCCUCCUUCCCCUGGACUCUGCUCAACAUCCCGAGCUCAGACUCGACCUGCUGGGCACGAAAGCCUCCUGCCUGCAGCUGGCUGCCACGAGGAACGUGAACGUCAUCCUGCAGCACUACAACUUCUCAGGCAAGCUCACCAACAGGCAGUCUGGGGACGAGGGCAUGGGGCUCGUCCGCACCGCCUUCGCCAUCAUCAGCUGCGCCAUCAUCCUGGAGAACCUGCUGGUGCUGCUGGCCGUGCUGCGCUGCCUGCGCGCCCGGCGCUGGGUCUACUCCUGCAUCGCCAGCAUCACCGUCAGCGACCUGCUGGCAGGGGUCGCCUACCUCUGCAACCUCUGCCUCUCGGGCAGCAAGACCUUCCAGCUGUCCCCUCCGCUCUGGUUCCUGCGGGAGGGCAUCCUCUUCAUCGCCUUGGCUGCCUCCACCUUCAGCCUGCUGGUGACGGCCAUCGAGCGCUACGGCGCCAUGGUGAGGCCGAUCGCUGAGAACGAGGCCAGCAAGACCCUGCGCCUGCGCGGCCUCAUCGUGUCCUGCUGGCUGCUGGCCCUCGUCAUCGGGCUGCUCCCGCUGCUGGGCUGGAACUGCCUCUGUGAUUUCCAGGCCUGCUCCGUGCUCCUGCCUCUCUACUCCAAGAACUACAUCCUCUUCUCUGUAGUCAUGUUCAGCAUCAUCCUCCUGGGCAUCAUCGGCCUCUACAUCUCCAUCUUCCAUCUGGUGCAGGCCAGUUCCAAGCAAAGCAGCUCCCGGCACGGCCGCAAGCGCUCCCUGCGCCUGCUGAAGACGGUGCUGAUGAUCCUGGGGGCCUUCAUCCUCUGCUGGAGUCCCCUCUUUGUCCUCCUGCUCUCCGAUGUCUUCUGUGACACCGGGGCCUGCAGCCACCUGCACGGCCUGGACUGGACCCUGGCUCUGGCCCUGCUGAACUCGGGAGUCAAUCCCAUCAUUUAUUCCCUGCGGAGCGUGGAGGUUCGCCGUGCCGUGGGGAGCCUGCUGUGCUGCUGCUGUGUCAGGGCCGGGCUCUGUGAGCCUGGCAGCUGCCUGGUCAUCUCAGACAUCAAUUCUGGCUCCUCCACCGAGAGUUCCCUGCGCUACCGGGACAGCUUCCGCAGCUCCGUGGCCUGGAACGCUCGGCCCAGGGCGCCUCUCUCCAGCAACUCCAGCAUGAUGAGCAAUCUCCCCAGCCUGUGAGGGGCCACGGGGAGAGCAAGAGAUGCCAGACAGCCCCCAGGGCCCCAUGGUGCUGGUCCUGGCCUGGCAGGACUGUAGCAGUGCAGGCUGACCAGGUGUGAGCUGGGUCCAGGCUUUCCAGUCCCAUCAGACUGGGAUGGUGCCUCAGUGUGGCUGCAGCACAGGGACAGGAGUUGCCUCUAGGCUGGGAGUGAAAGAUACAGGCACAUUUUGGGAUUGAUGCUCUGCUGGGAUAGCUGCAGUGCUCAGGUUCUGUGUGUGCUUUGGGUGUGCAGAGGUGCUGUACCUGCCCCCCGAGGGUGUUUUACUCCAGGGCACAGUGGCAAAUAAGGUGGAUUUCCCCAACCAGGUGGCCCUCCCAAGCCUUUGGAAUCCUUUUGGAGCUUCUGUGAUGGGCACAGCUGCUGGGAAGGAAUCCAAGCUUGACGUCUUGCCCAGCCCGAGGAUGGCAGAGGGCUGCAGCCACAGCCAGACCCUCCCCAGGGUGCAGAGGCUGGGCAAAUUUGCCAGGGCAAAUGCUAUGAGAGUGCUCGGAGCUGUAGUGACAGGGCUGGCACUAGCACGGGCAGAAGGAGGUGUCCAGAGAGACUGGGGAGCCUGGUGUCAUCCUGGGCCUGAAGACACAGCCUUCUGUGAUCCCUGCUCUUCUGUUCCCUCAUGUAGGGAAUAAUCAGAGCAGCAUCCAAAUGCUUCCUCUCACCGUGCCAGAGGCCACCAAAGCACUGGGGACUCAUAAAACCUGCUGGCCCAGCCCCUCCAUGGGAGCUGAGUGUGCAGCCCAUUUGUUUUGCAAUAAAUCAAAGUGAUCAGAAAGCCUUGGGUUGCUUUCCUUCGAUUUUUUUCUUCUGGAGGCCAGGUAGUGCCUGGGAGAUGUUUUUGUAUUCUGGGGACAGCUGGAGCUGCCCUCCUGUUCUUGGGGCAGGGGGAUCACCCUGCCGAGGGGGCAGCGGAAGCCUCCCG
Molecule: messenger RNA, 3379 nt
Organism: Poecile atricapillus (Black-capped chickadee)
Lineage: Eukaryota; Metazoa; Chordata; Aves; Passeriformes; Paridae
Gene: S1PR4
Product: sphingosine-1-phosphate receptor 4
Exons: 4
Coding region: 1193-2419 (408 amino acids)
Biological process (GO): G protein-coupled receptor signaling pathway
Cellular component (GO): membrane
Molecular function (GO): sphingosine-1-phosphate receptor activity
Source: RefSeq, a predicted model, not a curated record